This is a messenger RNA of Limulus polyphemus (Atlantic horseshoe crab), 3865 nucleotides long. Its product is annotated as leucine-rich repeat-containing protein 4C-like. Bases 682 to 2607 code for a protein of 641 amino acids. The transcript has 2 exons. Gene Ontology annotation, molecular function: protein binding. The record is from RefSeq and is a predicted model, not a curated record. Lineage: Eukaryota; Metazoa; Arthropoda; Merostomata; Xiphosura; Limulidae.
AGGAUGUGAAGAAAGUUGCGAUGAUGGGCGUCUGACGCCUCCUUCCUUGUCUUCAAAUCAGAAACAAAUCGUGAGCAUGCGCAACUAGUGAAACACAUACAACGGCGUUUUGCCAGUGAAACACCGACAUAUCUGUCUCGCCGCAUGCUGUAGAUAGUGUCAGAUGUUUUCGUAUAAGAGCCAGAGGAAUACAUGGAACACAAUCCAAAACUGUUGUUUUAUUGCAUAGUGUAACUUGACUUUCUAUUCAGAAUGUCGAACUUCACGUAAGAAUUGGCGGUUUUAAUAGGCCAGCUGUUCUGUACCGCAGGAAUACGAUUUCCGGGAUGAUUCACCCAGUCGGAGACAGAGAUAAAACAGAAAACAUUGUUCUAGAGAGAUCCGAGUAUUGAAAAGACACGAUAGAGUGGAAUAAUUCAUGAAAAAGCUGCUGGACUCCUCCAUUGUUGCGUGAUUGUAAGAUAGCAAAAAUUUGUUCUGUAAGAGAUUCAGUUCGGGGUGAAAAUUAUCUGUGAAAUGAAGGAGAAAAUUAUGGCAAAAAAAAAGGGAAAAUAGCAGUUUUUUUGUUGUUGUUUUUUUAAAUAGAAGUAACACGCAGAGUAGGAAAUUGGAAGAUAUAUAGCCACUGAGGAACUGGAUGGAGCUUUCGGUGUUUGAUCUUACGUUUGUUGGACUUUCUUUAUGUUGCACAGCAUGCAGGACACUGUGCGGCGCUCGUGGGCGCUGGUUCUUUACAUAACAUUAGGUGUUUGUGUUGUUUACUCUGGAGCAAAAAAGUGCCCUGUAGUAUGUAGUUGCAUUUGGAAACACGGAAAAGAAACAGCGGAAUGUCCUCACGCUGGUUUGAAGAGUGUACCUGGAGGAAUCAGUAGCAGUACACAGGUUUUGAACCUUAAUGAAAAUACAAUUUGGAGACUCCCGACGAAAUGUUUUCAGCGUGUGGGUUUAGUAAACCUACAGAAGAUUUACCUUUCUAAGUGUCAGUUACGAGAUAUUCACAGUCACGCUUUCAAACAUCUGUUUAAUCUGGUUGAGUUGGAUUUAAGUCACAACUUUCUGGACACAGUUCCAUCCGCUGCUAUGUCCGAAAGUCGACUCUUGCGUAAAGUAGAUCUUAGUAGCAACUUAAUUUCGAAAAUUGCGGAAGAAACGUUCUUAAAUUUAACACACUUGACAUUCUUGAAUCUCAGUAAGUGUAAAAUAAAAGUCAUUGAAUCUAGAGCCUUCCAGUGGUUAGUGAAAUUAGAAAGCCUUCACUUGCAAUACAACAACCUGUAUAAUCUUCCUCAAGACUUCAGCCAUACGUUGGCACCUCUACAUAGUUUAGAGCUGCAUCAUAAUCCUUGGUUGUGUGACUGCGAGCUUAGGGGUUUAAGACUGUGGAUGAUCAACCAGAAGAUUCCCACUGCUGUUUCUCCUAGAUGUAAUGCCCCACCACACCUGAAGGGUUUUUCUUGGAAUACCUUGGAGCUGGAGGAUUUUGCUUGCCUUCCUGUCUUCACGUCUGGUGAAGCUACUGUUUUCGCAACUCAAGGUACAAAUGCUACGCUAUAUUGUCAGGUGUUUUCAAUUCCUAAAUCGCAGUUGUUUUGGACUUCAAGCAGAUUUUAUGAAUUCGACGCAGAAACAGAAAAAUAUUACACUAUAAAAAAUGAGAAUAAGGGUCAAAGUGUUUCCAGCACCCUAACUUUUAAUAAUGUUAAGGUAAAUUCCAGCGGUAGCUAUUUCUGCAAUGCUGAAAAUAAAGCUGGAAAUAUUUCAAUCAAUAUAACGUUAGUAGUUAAACCACUAGAGCCUAGUUCGCUAAUUGUACUAAGUGGCUCGGAACUUAUCGGAAUUGUGAUAGGAGCGUUAUUAGUUGGAACAAUUCUGUUUAUUUUAAUAUGCUUUGCAUUACUACAUCGGAGACAGAAAAGAACUAAUAAAAGAAGAGCAGGAGCCAGUGCUAUGCGUAAAAAAUACAGUUUGAAAGUUAGUAUAAGAGGUCAGGAGCAAACACCAUUUCAAAAUAUCGCUCCUCAGGAAGGUCUUUCUGACAGCACGAAUUGUAUUUCAGAUGGAACUAUUUCUAAGAAACCAGAGCUUGUUAAUGAGACAGAUCAAAAUCGAGACUCCGAGAAAUCUUUAUCUAAAAGCUGUGUGAACGUGUACGAUAAUCCUCUACCUUCGUACACUAACGCUUUAAACUCCCCUCAGAAAUACACUACACUUGAUAAUUUUCAUAAGCGCAGUGGCCACUGUCGAAGGUGCUCGCUGGCUUCUAAAUCUAAGCAUUACAACUGUUCCCGCACUUGGCAGAAACGAAACCAGCAACGGUUUCUAUCAGAACAAGAACUUUACUUUGAUGAAGAAGACUCUUCAGCGCUGUACGGGUACAAUGUACGGGGAGACGAAGAGGACUCUUCAGCACUGUACAGGUACUAUGUACGGAGAAAUUCUCUUGACGAAGAAUGUGCGUUCGGUUACCCAACCUACGAAAGUGAACGCCAGAUCUCUAGGUGUGUUCAGUUUAACAUACCCCAGUACGGUAAUUACUCCAGAAACAGAGGUUCGCCUGACGAAGGUCUUGGAGAUGAAAGAGAAGUGGAGACAGAUAUUCUAGACUGAUUCUAUUUAAAUAGCAGUAACAAAGUCAGCCUACCUACUAAAUACUUUACUGAAGAAAUCUGAUUUCAAGUCAUAAGCGUGUAUUGAGGAGUAUCCUGAAGCCUAUAAUUCUUUGUUUAAAACCAGACUUUAGGUUAAACAACAGUUUAAAUAAGUCAGAAUUACAGCAUAAGCAGUGUGUACAAACUAAAUGAAAUAUACAGACAGUCAUUUAAUCUUUUAAAUCUUAAUACUUGAGAGAUAUCAUUAUCACUGAAUAUCACUAACUAUUUAUAUUAUACAUAGUAAGUGAAGAGUUUCAUUAACAGAUUAAUAAUAAUAAUAAUAAUAUCGAUAUAUUUAGUUUACUGUUGUUGUUUUUAUAUAUUCAAGUUUACAACUUAGCUAAUCAAAUGAUAGUGUGUACUCUGAAACGUUAUUCUAUGAUUGAUUUAAGUCGAUAACCGACCAACUGUAUACACCAACGUGUAUUAACACGUUAAUAUAGUGUUGUUAGAAUAACCAUAUAAUUGGUUCUUUUGAAAGACCUACUAACCAACGUAUAUCGAUGUGUCAGCAUGGUAAACAUUACUAGUCGAUGUAUGUAAAAAAAACACACAUGUCAAGCGUCUUUUAUUCGAGGUGUGAAGAAAGAUCAAUUAGUUCUUAUAUGGCCAGUAUUAGAGACUGCUUUCAUAAUAUACAUUGUUGAGAUAACGACAGCAUUAAUUCUACCUCAAACGACAGUAAGUGUUCAAUAAUAAUAAUGAUAAACCCUAUACUACCAAAAUAUGACUUGAUGCUGCUGUUAAUACAUUUUAUACGAUCUAAGAGAUUAUCCUGGAUAAUUAAGAGGUUGGAUUUGUCCGACUCGUUAUCACCUAUCGUAAACAGGAGCCCGAUAAGGAACCAAUUAUUUAAAUGUUGCAUGAAGUGCUAUUACUUAAUGAUGUUUUAUAUUACUCUAUCAAAGCAUCUAAUUAGAUUCAAUGAAGUAACGAAAAAAACUCUACAAUUCUACAACUAUAUUACGAAUCCUUCUAUAAAGUUGCUUCAUAAAUCGGUGAUACUAGAAACAGUACUUAGAAAGAAGACCGUUAGAUAUAAGCAAAAACAUAAGCGUAGAAAGCAUAUGAUAGGCAUAUUUUUUUAGGACUCUUGUCAGUGUGACGUGCAAACUAGAACUGUUUGUACUCCUGUUUGGAGUUUGGUUUGGUUUGUUAUGGAUUUAACGCAAAGCUACACGAGGGCUAUCUGCGCUAGCCGUCCCUAAUUUAGC